CCCACGAGCCGCGGCCAUGCGUCCCCCAGCCGCACGCGUCCUGGCGCUGCGGCUCCUCGCGCUGUGGGCGCUGCUGUGGCCGGCGGCCGGCGCUUGGGAGCUCACCGUCCUGCACACCAACGACGUGCACAGCCGCCUGGAGCAGACCAGCGAGGACUCGGGCAAGUGCGUCAACGCCAGCCGCUGCGUGGGCGGCGUGGCGCGGCUCGCGACCAAGGUGCGGCAGAUACGCCGCGCCGAGCCCCACGUGCUGCUGCUCGACGCCGGAGACCAGUACCAGGGCACCAUCUGGUUCACCGUGUACAAGGGCGCCGAGGUGGCGCACUUCAUGAACGCCCUGAGCUACGAUGCCAUGGCACUGGGAAAUCAUGAAUUUGAUAAUGGUGUAGAAGGACUGAUUGAGCCACUCCUCAAAGAGGCCAAAUUUCCAAUUCUGAGUGCGAACAUUAAAGCCAAGGGGCCGCUAGCAUCUCGAAUAUCAGGACUUUAUUCGCCGUACAAAAUUCUUCGUGUUGGUGAUGAAGUUGUGGGGAUUGUUGGCUACACUUCAAAAGAAACCCCCUUUCUCUCAAAUCCAGGAACGAAUUUAGUAUUUGAAGAUGAAAUCGCUGCAUUGCAACCCGAAGUAGAUAAGCUGCAAACUUUAAACGUGAACAAAAUCAUUGCACUGGGACACUCUGGUUUUGAAAUGGAUAAACUCAUCGCUCAGAAAGUGAAGGGCGUGGACGUCGUGGUGGGCGGACACUCCAACACGUUCCUUUACACAGGCAACCCACCUUCCAAAGAGGUGCCGGCGGGGCAGUACCCAUUCAUCGUCACCUCCGAUGACGGUCGGAAGGUUCCUGUGGUCCAGGCCUAUGCUUUUGGCAAGUACCUAGGCUAUUUGAAGGUUGAGUUUGAUGAGAAAGGAAAUGUCAUCACUUCACAUGGAAACCCUAUCCUUCUCAACAGCAGCAUUCCCGAAGAUCCAAGCAUCAAAGCGGACAUUAACAAGUGGCGGAUAAAAUUAGAUAAUUAUUCGACCCAGGAACUGGGGAGAACAAUCGUCUACCUGGAUGGCACCACUCAGUCUUGCCGCUUUAGAGAAUGCAACAUGGGUAACCUGAUUUGUGAUGCUAUGAUUAACAACAACCUCAGACACACCGAUGAGAUGUCCUGGAACCACGUGUCCAUGUGCAUUAUGAAUGGAGGUGGCAUUCGGUCUCCCAUCGACGAGCGGAACAACGGCACCAUUACCUGGGAGAACCUGGCUGCCGUGUUGCCCUUUGGAGGCACCUUUGACCUGGUGCAAUUAAAAGGCUCCACCCUGAAGAAGGCCUUUGAGCACAGCGUGUACCGCUACGGCCAGUCCACUGGGGAGUUCCUGCAGGUGGGCGGAAUUCACGUGGUGUACGAUCUUUCCCGAAAACCCGGGGACAGAGUGGUCAAGUUGGAUGUCCUCUGCACCCAGUGUCGUGUGCCCAGUUACGAGCCGCUCAGGAUGGAUGAGGUGUAUAAGGUGAUCCUGACGAGCUUUCUCGCCAACGGUGGAGAUGGGUUCCAGAUGAUAAAAGACGAAGCAUUAAAACACGACUCUGGUGACCAAGACAUCAGCGUGGUUUCUGGAUACAUCUUAAAAAUGAGAGUAGUUUAUCCAGCAGUUGAAGGUCGGAUCCAGUUUUCUGCAGGAAGUCAUUGCCAUGGAAGUUUUUCUCUAAUAUUUCUUACAGUUUUGGCAGUGAUCAUUGUUUUAUACCAAUAGCUUCCUUGCCAUUAAUGGAACUGCAUUUUUUUCUCAAGUGAGGCUCCAGUCUGCCUUUUAGGAACUGGUUUUAUGAUGACGCAGACCAUCCUUGCAGUCUCCCAGAAGCUGAGCUUAGAGGGUUGUAAAUGAAGACACUGAUAUCAAAACUCAGGAUCAGCAACUUAGUGAACACACAGGAAAAGAAGUGAAAAUGGACCCUAUGAGGAGAAUGGCAACCAUCUUUAGUUUACGUAUGUAAAUUUUAAUAAAAUUUUAUUAACAAUUUUAAACCAUCCACAUCCUUUUUUUCCUUUAUAUCCAUUCUAAUCCAACAAACAAUGUAUGCUUACAUAGAACUUUAUCAUUUACAUGGGCAUUUUCAGCACGUUAUCUUAUUUGAUGCCCAUAACUUUCUUUGCUAGGCAAGACAGGUAUUGUUCUUCUCAUUUGACAGAUGAGGAAACGGAAGCUCAGAAACAGUUGACUUGUUCAAAGCCAUACAGCUAAAAGGGACUGAUCCCAGACCUGCACCUAGUCCUUCUGAACUCAGUCCAGCACCCUUUCAACUAUAUGCAGGAAAUGUUCAGAAUGACACUAAUGGUCUCCUGUCUUCAUAACUAUCGGUAGUCCCAAACUCAUGGGUGACAAGCCUCUGCUGUAUUCCUAGUCUCUAUUUGUUUCCUUUUUAGCUCGGGCUGUUGUAGCAAGUUUAACAGACAUGGGUGACAUUCUCUCUUGCACCACCCAUGUGCCUUUGAUGAGUCAGAGGACAAAUGGUGCAGAGGAUUAAUGGGAGAAGCCAGAAGCUGCAAAAGGCAGUCAAGGGGCAGGGAGAAAGGGCGGGAGAAGCAGGACACCCAGAACCAACCUACAGUACGUCUGAUUUGUUAAACAGAUGCUUGCUAAGAAACAGCAGCAGAGUGCCUGGCAUGGGCUUCUGUCAGUUCUCCCUGUGUUCCUUCCUCCCUCCUUCCUAAGGUGAAGGUGUCAUGAGAAGGGGUAAUUCUAAACCUGCACCUGUCUCUCCCCAGCAAGAUGCCAGUGCUGUACUUAGUCCAGACACACACGCUGACUCCACCCCCUCCCCCAGUUAUGGCAAAUCCAGAGGGGAGACAAGGUUGAGUUUUUUCUUAAUGGUAUAUGUAAGUCUGAAAUCAGCUCUGCCUCCAAAUCUGAACAAUCAGUCAUGCUAAGUCAUCCUCAAGAUAAGAGGACUUUUGCCUGAGAGUGGGCCCCUCUGGGUGCUCAGGAAAUACCCAGACUGAUGCAAUAAAUGAUCUAUGCACAAAGAACAAAUACCUGUGGGACCAUGUGAGCCUGCCCAUCACUGUGUGAGUGAUUCAACAAAUAAUGGGAGCCUCACCCUAAAAAAUAGUGAGCAAACAGCAGCUAAAGGUUUGAAGAGGGGGUAAGUUUGUUUUUUAAUGUUUACAAAUAUUAUGUACCCUUGAUACAAAAUAUACUUUAAAAUUUCACAGCCUGUUUAUAAAGGAUGUUGCAGUAAAAUAAUGCCCUAGGUUCUAUGCAUAUACAGACUGGCUGUCAAUCAACAAAUGUCAGUAAGACUGUAAGAAGCAAAUGUCAGUAAGACUGCAUUUGGGGUAUAUGUUUUUAUGCUUGGCCAGUAAAACAGGGUAAAUCCUAUUGAAGCACAAAUUUUUAGAGAACAUUUCUGUAAGUUUUCUAAAUAUGUGUGCACGUAUUUUGCAGUGGUUUACAACAUGACCUAAAAACACUUGGCAAUUUUAAGUUCCAAACAAUAAAAUUGAAAAUAUGCUC
Messenger RNA from Vicugna pacos (alpaca), 3502 nucleotides. RefSeq names its product 5'-nucleotidase ecto (gene NT5E). The record is from RefSeq and is a predicted model, not a curated record. Gene Ontology annotation, biological process: AMP catabolic process. Gene Ontology annotation, molecular function: metal ion binding; nucleotide binding; 5'-nucleotidase activity. NCBI's taxonomy places the organism in Eukaryota, Metazoa, Chordata, Mammalia, Artiodactyla, Camelidae. Gene Ontology annotation, cellular component: plasma membrane.